AAUCAGUAUUAUCAACAAAUUCGUCCAAGCGGCUCACCGUAUGGAAAUACAAUUCCAUAUGGACAGCGGAUGCCUACGACACAUGCGCCUGCUUAUAAUCAACCAGCAAUGAACAUUUCUCAAGAUCCUAGAGUAUCAUCUGGAUCAUCAAAUAAUGUGGUAAGAAGUGGCACAUUCAGCGUUCAACCAAGAACACAAUAUCCCCAAUCAAUAUAUCCAAACCCGGGAUUUUAUAAUGUCCCUUAUGAUCCAAGACGACCACCACCACAACAGGCAUUUAAUGUUCAUGGAUUUCAGCGACCUAAUGGACCAGGGGUGCAACGUAUGGACGAUGUGAAAGCAUUAUAUGAUUACAAAACCACAGCGAAUGAAGAAAUACCAUUUCUAGCAAAUGAUGUGAUUGCAGUGUUGAGUACAAAUGCUGAUGGAUGGUGGGAAGGCGAAUUGCUUGAUGAGAGUAGAAAGAAGAGAGGAUUGUUUCCUA
Racocetra persica is the source of this 484-nucleotide messenger RNA. The record is from the annotation of a GenBank genome assembly. NCBI's taxonomy places the organism in Eukaryota, Fungi, Glomeromycota, Glomeromycetes, Diversisporales, Gigasporaceae.